GAGAAUGAGUCUUGUUGAUAUCGAUCUCAUAAUCAGAUGGAACCAUGCAGUAGUAUGUUGAAAGGGGACACUUGUGCCCCCUACAAACCCUUGACAGCGAGGCGACGACAUGCGUGCAACAUGAAGGUGCUUCUGGCUUGUGUCUUCGGUGUGCUCGUACUGACUGGGAUAACUGGACAUCUAUUUAGCAGGAGAGAGGUAACCACAAAUCCACCACCGUCACUAAACCCUCACCAUGAGGCCUUGGCUAAGCUCAUCAGAACGUCUGAGGAUGCUAUCAGCUGGAUUGGCAAUAAAACUAUUGAUUCAAUAAACAACAUAAAGAACUUAACUGCGGCAGCAGUCACCCCUGAAUCGCUGUUGGUCGUCAAGAAGAACGCGAUUUUAAAUUGGCUACGAGGUGUGAGCAGCUACAACAGCAGUGUGAUGGCCGAGGGGGCGGAGUCCCACGGGACUGAAGACGUCGAGGACAGUGGGGAGAGUGUCGUGAUCGCUCACCGCACUCCGGGCCACGGCUUCUCCUGGGGACCUCCCAAGAACACCAAAACUAAUGAGGACGUACAGCCGGGAGGUCUGCUACAUGCCGCUGGUAGAAGAGUGCACCGGAUCUUCUCGUACUUGUACCAUGCCUCUAGAAAUGUCACUAGGAGAGGCAGGGCCUUCAUUCAGGCUGGGAUUGACAAAGUUAAACCCGCAAAGCAGCAGAGCAGCGAGUAUUCGGAAAAAAUUGAUAAUACUAAAGGUACCCCGAUGGUGGUCGAACACUGGGUUUGUGCAGUAGACUGGGACAUGGAUGUCUUCACUAUGGCCUUUCAGAACGGUGGUCAGGCUAAGGUCUAUAACAAAGAGCACGGAACAAACUUCAGCGUCCACGAUAGCGAUGUCUGCUUUACUCUUCUCGCCCGUCAUCCUGAGAAGUAUCAAAAGAUCAAUAAUCCAAGCUUGUAAAACUUACCAAUUAAACACUGUAUGUAUUAAAACAAGUGGCUGUAUCGUAUUUAGUAAUAUUGAUGACCUUUGUAAUAAAAUAUGUCUUUAUAAAUA
Messenger RNA from Macrosteles quadrilineatus (aster leafhopper), 1044 nucleotides. RefSeq lists its product as uncharacterized. The transcript is spliced from 8 exons. NCBI's taxonomy places the organism in Eukaryota, Metazoa, Arthropoda, Insecta, Hemiptera, Cicadellidae. Bases 37 to 948 code for a protein of 303 amino acids. The record is from RefSeq and is a predicted model, not a curated record.